UUCGAAUCGCAAAUUCAACUUUUCUCCGAGCCAGAAAUCGAACUGCGUUCACCGACCGAAGAUGGACGCGCUGUCGCAUACAUUCGUUUUCAUGAUCCUCGUGAAAUUAUCACAGCUAUCAACUUGUGUGAGUCAUUGGAUAGUGCUACUAUUGAAAGAACUGAACUUAAUCAACUUCAAUUCCUUCCUAUCGUUUCACAUCGAAUUGUUCUUCAAGAUACACUUGCUCAAGCUAUCGACAAUAAACUCGAACAGACCAUCAAAACUAUCAAAGAAGAUUCCACUUACUCCAGUGUAAAUCUGUUAAAAAAACCGAUUACACUGUAUGAUAAAUCGCAUGUUCUAAUAUCUAUUCGAGGAUCGAAUCUUCAACAAUCGUAUAAAGCACGAUUACUGUUCGAUGAUCUUUUGAAAGGUUUGCAAUUUCAACUAUAUGAUCAUUCGUGGGUGACGGUACUUUUCGAUACAGCUGGACAACGAUUUUUGAGUGAUCUUCAGUAUCGUACAAGUACAUAUAUUUGGUGGAAUUGGAAAUCAACUUUUCUACGCAUAUUUGGUGAAGACGAAGCGUGUCAAGAGGCGUACAAGCAGAUAAGCACUUACGUCCAAGAGACUAUCACUCAACGCGGACACUCCAUAUCAAUUCCAAUUCCUCAAAAUUGUAUUCGACUAUGCAUACAAAAUGCAAAAAAAUUCCGCGAGCUGAAUAACAAGAAAACAACAGUAGUGGUUAAUGUAAUCAAACAUGUAAUCACAAUAACGGGCGACCGGGACGCAGUGACAAGUUGUGAACAGAAAGUGACACAGUUUCUGGACAAUUUUUCUCAACUUUCAGGUCAUGUCGAUGAGAAAAAGUCGGCAGAUACAACAAACACUUGUCCAAUAUGUGCCUGUGACUUUGAUUCUCCUUAUGCACUACAACAGUGUGGACAUACAUUCUGUCGUUCAUGUUUAACCGCUUACUUCGAUACGUAUUUCGAUGUGACGAUCAGUUCUGAUGCUUUUAAAUUAUCGUGUCCACUGCAAAACUGUAAUGCUGUUUGUCUCAUCCGUGACAUUGUUUCGAUACUUGGCUUUGAACGAAUGACGCGUCUAGCAAUGAUCGCAUUCCAAAUCUAUAUUCGUCGAGGUGAAAACAAUCUAGCACAAUGUAUGGGAAUUGAUUGUAAACAGGUAUAUCGUCUAUCGGAUCGUUCAUCGAUGUAUUUUUGCGAUCAAUGCAUCAAAGUCUAUUGUACACCAUGCGAAGUUGAGUACCAUACUGGUAUGACGUGUGAACAAUUUCAAAAAUUGCAUAAUGACAAGGACGAAGAUGCGAUUUUGCAAUAUAAUCUCGGCAAAUCAUCUUGCAAAGCUUGUCCAAAAUGUCGAACACCGAUUGAUAAAUAUGCUGGGUGUCAUGCAGUCAAAUGUACAUUGUGUAAUACUCAAUUCUGUUGGCGAUGUUUAGCAACCGACGAUACAGAUAUCCAUCGACACUUUACCGAUCCUGAUUCACCAUGCUACAACAGAAUGCUGGAUAACGAUACAAUUGCUGAUGAACUUGAUUAA
Adineta ricciae is the source of this 1551-nucleotide messenger RNA. Lineage: Eukaryota; Metazoa; Rotifera; Eurotatoria; Adinetida; Adinetidae. The record is from the annotation of a GenBank genome assembly.